GACAGACGGAAGUUGUCAUUGACUCAGAACCAGGGGACGUUUUCUCGGUUUCUCCCAGGAACCAGUGAGUCCAGGCGGGUAACGAGUUCGAACUCUCCGAGGGUCGAGUCCCAACAUCCGGAGCCGCAGACAUGACGCAGGACAAUAUUUUCCUCUUCGUCCCCAAUUUAAUCGGUUAUGCCCGUGUGGUGCUGGCUCUCCUGUCCUUCUACCUGAUGCCCAUCAGUCCGUGGCCGGCGGUCUCCUGUUACCUGCUCAGUGCUCUGCUCGAUGCUUUCGAUGGCCACGCUGCUCGGGCUCUAAAUCAGUCCACAAAGUUUGGAGCCAUGUUGGACAUGUUGACGGACCGCUGUGCCACCAUGUGUCUUCUGGUCAACCUGUCCCUGCUCUACCCGUCCUACACCUUCCUGUUCCAGGUCAGCAUGUGUCUGGACAUCGCCAGCCACUGGCUGCACCUGCACAGCUCGACGAUACAAGGAUCCGCCAGCCACAAGAGCAUCGACCUCUCGGGGAACGCCCUCCUGCGGCUCUACUACACCUCCAAGCCCGUGCUGUUCGUGAUGUGCCUCGGGAACGAGCUCUUCUUCUGCCUGCUCUACAUUCUUCAUCACAUCUCAGAACCUGCUGCGUGGGUCUACUGGCUUCAGGGACUGUGUGGGACCAUCUGCCUGCUGAAGUCCGGCAUCAGCCUCGUGCACCUGGUCACCGCCUCACAGAACAUGGCCGCCCUGGACGCCGCGGAGCGAGAGCAGAGCAGGAAGCAGCAGUGAGCGAGAGCCCAGCACCAAGACACCACCACCUCUAAUGUAUUACUGUUAUUGUGAUUGAAGGGGAACAGGAGACUCUGUGGAUGUGAAACACUUGAAACGUUUAUCAGACAGAUUGAAUCUUUAUGACCAAAUAUUACAACAUGAGAAAUUCCAGAUCCGGGCAGGAGAGAGGCCGACGCCUUUUAUUUGAUUAUUGACUGUGUACAGAAAAACCAGAAUCAGGCUCCGCCCACAAUCACGAGUUUCCUCAAAUUAAAACGCAUCUCUGUGGUUACGGCCGGUGGAGUUCUCCGGCCUCUGAACCAGAGUCUGGUGUGAACUGGUGGAUUUAGUUUGAACUGGUGGACUGGUGGAUUUAGUUUGAACUGGUGAACUGGUGGAUUUAGUUUGAACUGGUGAACUGGUCUUGAUUUAGUUUGAAAACACUGGGCUUGUGUUUUAGAGACUUUAGUAAACGAUGACACAGACGUUCUCUUCCUGAUUGGUUCCCAUCAGUCACAUGACUCGACCACCAGCGAUGAAAACUUCCUGUCAGUUACAGUUCCACCUCGUCUUCACUGCUCCGACUCUUCAUCAAGUAACCAGCUGCAGAGGAGACACUCUACUUCCUGUUUACAUCACAUGACCAGUCUGUUUUCAGGUGUAUUAGUGUGUGUGUGUGGGGGGGGGGGGAUUAUUACUGAAACAGACACUGAUUUAAUCUUAAAACUAAAACAUGUUAGUGGGCGGAGCCUGUUCGUGUUUUCUGCUCAGAUUAAUUUAACGUGGCCUCACAUGGUUCAUUGUGCUGCAGCUCACUCAGAUUCACUCAGAUUCAUUAUCAGACGCCAAAAUUUACUACUUUUUAAUCAGCUUUAAUAUUCUGAAUGCAUCGUUCAUGUUUUACAGAUCCGUUAAAAAGGCUCUUACGUGUUUGUUCAACCUUGAAUGUGAAGUGAGAACGUUCUCACUGGAGAAUUGAAUCCAUCAGUCCACCUACAGAAACUAUGAGAACAGACCAAUAUCAGUGUUGGAUGUUUCUCUGUGAUGUGAAAGUAUUUGUGUUUGAGACUAACUCUUUAAUAAACGCAGGUUCGAUUCCUCGUAGUAAACACCGGACGUAACCUGACGGCCCUGAAACCGCACUUUAACAAACCUGUGACCUGGUCCUCAAACAUCUUCUCACCUGGAUCCAGACCAUCAGUUACAAAUUGGCCCUUAAAAAAACCGUCGCCUCCUGUAGAUAAAAACUUUAUGUCCCCGUUUGUUUCACUUUUAUUCUUAAUUUUCUGUAACUUCGACCAAACACCUGACGCUGUCUCCCUCGGACAUCAACCCAACUGAAAGCUCUUUGUUUCACAGGAAGCGUCUUCGUGCUUCAAAUUCCUCUGGUGCUUGAUCGAUGCUGAUUAACUGACGAUUGUUGCAUUUCCAUCACGUUGUGCUUUGUUAUUUCUAAUGUUCUUCCCUUGUGGUAGAAGGAGAGUUUUCUCUUUCCAGUGGACUCAGUUAUGCAGGUCAUAAGUUUCACCUCUCAUGACGAGCACCAAGUGUCAGUGUGUGUUUGAACUUUGUGCUGCUGAUGUGUUUCAAUCCUCGAUGUGUUGGGUUCUAAAUAUUUGCCUCUUGUUUUUAAUGAAACUUCUAGAAUGUGUUAUUCUAAGAUACAACUGUACAUGAACUUCAAAGCUUAUGAUAUGUUAUAGUUAAAAUAUUUUAAUUGUAGUAAGACUAUAUUUGAUGUAUAUUUAGUUUGAAGUGCAGGUGGUUUCAAUUCACUGUAAAAACAGCUACAAAAUAAAGACAAUGAAAAUCA
Messenger RNA from Pleuronectes platessa (European plaice), 2565 nucleotides. It is a transcript of the gene cdipt, whose product is annotated as CDP-diacylglycerol--inositol 3-phosphatidyltransferase (phosphatidylinositol synthase). Bases 132 to 770 code for a protein of 212 amino acids. The record is from RefSeq and is a predicted model, not a curated record. The transcript is spliced from 6 exons. Lineage: Eukaryota; Metazoa; Chordata; Actinopteri; Pleuronectiformes; Pleuronectidae. Gene Ontology annotation, molecular function: CDP-diacylglycerol-inositol 3-phosphatidyltransferase activity. Gene Ontology annotation, cellular component: membrane; Golgi apparatus. Gene Ontology annotation, biological process: phosphatidylinositol biosynthetic process.